Messenger RNA from Eucalyptus grandis, 1977 nucleotides. RefSeq lists its product as uncharacterized. The transcript has 4 exons. Bases 113 to 1954 code for a protein of 613 amino acids. The record is from RefSeq and is a predicted model, not a curated record. Lineage: Eukaryota; Viridiplantae; Streptophyta; Magnoliopsida; Myrtales; Myrtaceae.
UAAGAUUCUUCCCCUGAAUGAUGGAUUGAAUCUAUGAAUCAAACAGAUCUCGCGUAGAACCACAGCUUACCUGACUUACAUUAUCAGCAUUAUAUGAUUGUGAUGCUUAGUUAUGUUUUGUUUGUUUACUUUCAAUGCAGAAUCAAAGAAGUUAUCAACUGAGCGCCAUGCACCCUUCUUCACUACUGGCAUCAGUCCUUUCACCAGAUCAGGUUGCCAGUCUUCUGGCAGUCUUGACGGUCCGGUUCAACACCCUUUUGGCGAAUUGAGCAGUCCCUUCAGUACUAACAGCAUCGUCAUUGCCGCCGCCACCGCCGCAUCGGGAACCAGCUCUUUAAGCAACCCAUUCAGCGGACCUCCAGUUAUGCUGGCGAGCAUGAUGCCUGUACAUAAUUCCUCUACAGCCCAAUUUGGAACCCCUUUUCCCUCUCCACAGAGCAAAUCCAUCUCGAGGACAGCAUUAAGCAACAACAUGUUCUGCAGUCGUCCUCUGUUCAGCAAAUCCCCAGCGUCCAGUGGCAGCUGCAGUCGUUCUCUGUUCAGCGAAUCCCCAGCAUCAGGUGGCAGCUCGAUAUUUCUUCAUAACAAUCACUUUUCUCAUCCACCUGCAUACAGCUUCUCAACACCACCUGUAAGCAAUUCUAUUGCUGGCUGUGCAGCAUUACCAGAGCCUGCGGCAAUGCACAAUGUUUUUAAUUUCUCAAACGCCACAUCCACUUGUAAGUCUCAACCCAACCCAUUUUGGAACUCCCCCUUCAAGAGCAGCACCGAAGGAGACGGGGAAAAGAUCAGCAACCCGGCUUUUCCCUUUGGACGGCAGCCCAGCAGCAGCGAGAAAACAACAGUGUCCGACUAUGCCCCAACGCUGGCUCCAGAAGAUCAGAUGAAUGGAGGUGGUCUCCAAAGAUACAUGUCUGUGUCCACCAUGCCUUCCAAUAAAGACAGGAGUCAUGAAGAAUUAAGAUGGGAACGCCAUGCAUCAAAAGAAUCAAAGCAGGAGUCAUCUUUUGAAGGGUUUGCUCCGUCUGCUGCUCCUGCUAUCAGCAAACUGUUCGCUCCAAGCACUGCCACCAAACCAUCUGUCAGCAGCAGCUUCAUCGCCCCAUUUUCCCAACCUUCAUGGUUCACACCAAGUGCAGUGAAGCUGGCUUUCCAGUUCUCAAUGGCCUCAUCUGGUGGUCCAUCGAGCAACACCACAUACAGCGUCACCAAUCCCAACCUUGGAGGCGGCUCAAUCUGUCAAUGUAAUGCCUCCACUAAACCACCCGCAUUUAGUUUCCCAUACACUGCUGCUGCCAUCACCAACUCCCAUUUUGGACCUUCGAGAAAUUCCGCUCCUGGCAGUGAGUCUACUAAUGUCGCUACAGAUUCUGGCACCAAAAAAACCAGUGAUGACUUCAUACCUCCCACGCCUUUUGGCCGUCCGAGCACCCUAUCCACCCAAAAAACUCGAUCAUCAAAAUUUCCCUUCAAAAGCAAACUUGAGGGAGAUGGCAGAAAGAUGAGACCUAACCCAACAAUUUGCAGCAGCUUUCGGCAAAUAGAAGCCUCCACAUAUGCCCCAAUGCCAGCUCCAACAGUAUGUCCGCACACAAAAUCCACGUCUGCAUCUGCUGCACCUGACAACAAGCACAAGGAUCCUGAAGAAUUAAGAUGCCAAUGCCACAAAUCCAAAGAGAAAGUUGGAGAACAGGUUGAUCCAGUCAGUGUGAUGGCUUCGUAUGAUCCUCACUCAUUUUAUCCAGUUAUGAUGCUUCCGGUGAUUCCCACCUUUACCCACAGUUUUGGUGCCGUCCCUUGGGAUAUGAUUUCUGGACCCCACACAAGCUUUUAUGGUCAAACACUUCUUGGAAGGAAUGUUCCUGUUCUUCUUGUUCCGUCUAACUCAAUGGGGCUAAAAUGCUUCCCUACCACAGUUUCUGGGGGAAACUAUUUUCCAUCCUUCAACAUAUAGCCCAUGACAGCAGCGUCUGAUUC